Molecule: messenger RNA, 1211 nt
Organism: Myzus persicae (green peach aphid)
Lineage: Eukaryota; Metazoa; Arthropoda; Insecta; Hemiptera; Aphididae
Product: uridine 5'-monophosphate synthase-like
Exons: 5
Coding region: 239-1153 (304 amino acids)
Biological process (GO): 'de novo' pyrimidine nucleobase biosynthetic process; 'de novo' UMP biosynthetic process
Molecular function (GO): orotate phosphoribosyltransferase activity; orotidine-5'-phosphate decarboxylase activity
Source: RefSeq, a predicted model, not a curated record
GAAUAAUACUGACUUACAGCAUAUAUUGUGCAUAACAUUUAAUUUGAAGUUGAGCUCUAUACGUUUGAUUUAACGAGCAACUAUCCGUACUUAAUAUUCUUGAUGUAGCACAUAAUUAGGUAGCUACAUACAAAUCCAACUGAAGAAAUGAAGACAUCUUUAGUUAUUUCAAUCGGGGUUUUCGCAGUUUUUACUGUAUCAGAUAAUUUUAAAUAAUUACUGCACAGUGUCUUAUAUUAUGGUCAUCUUCUUCCGGGGAUACGAGAGUCAACGUGACGACAAAUCAUACGAUAGGAAUCCAAUUUGUGUAAUUUUUAAUAUGUUUUUGAGUUCCCAAAAAUCACUAAGAACACAGCUAGAAUUUAAAGAAAGAGCUGAAUUAUUAGAAACUUCUAAAAUAGCUCGGAAAAUCUUUAAGAUAAGCUUAGAAAAGAAAAGCAACUUAUGUGUAGCAGUCGAUGUUGAUACUGUUGACAAACUUUUAGAUAUUGCUGAAAAAGUAGCACCACACAUUUGUAUUUUAAAAAUUCAUACUGACGCCAUUAAUGGUGUCACAGAUGCUACUAUUAAUGAUUUACAAAUCUUAGCCAAACAGUAUAACUUCCUUAUAAUGGAAGAUAGAAAAAUGGCAGAUAUUGGUAAUACUGUUAAAUUGCAAUACAAAAAAUUAGUUAAUUGGGCAGAUCUUGUAACAGUGCAUAGUGUUUCUGGUGGGAUGAUGUUAAAAGGCAUUCAAGAAGUGAUAAAUGAAAACGCAAACUCAUUAGAUAGCCGAGGUGUGUUCAUUGUUGCAGAAUUAAGUUGCAAGGGAAAUUUAAUAUCGGAACAAUAUAUCAAAGAGACCGUGAAGAUAGCUGAAGAGUAUACAGACAUUGUGGCUGGUCUAGUGUGCCAGUCUCAUGAUAUUAUAUCAUCACCAAGCCUAGUUCAACUUACACCAGGUGUUAAUAUUAAAAAAGCCAAUGAUAAUCUCGGCCAACAAUAUCAAACUCCUAGAGAUAUUAUUUUAACCAAAGGAGCUGAUAUUGCAGUAGUAGGUAGAGGAAUUUAUCAAGAUGACAAUCCUGCUGAAUUAGCUAAAGCAUAUAAAGAAUCGUUGUGGAAUACUUAUUUAGAACGUGUAUCCAAUUCUUCAUUAAUUUAUAACAACUAAUAUGCCAAACAUAUAUAAUUAAUAGAUACCAUUAAUUUUGUUUAUUUUUCAUAAUUGU